AUGGUGAUUCUGGACCCAAUGUCUCUGAGCGUAAAUCCGCUUGAAGAGAUUGAGAAAGUUUUGCAAAGACAACAGCCGGUCAUUGUCGGGAAAUCGAUUGAAAUGGAGGUUUACUCGAGUGAGAAUCAUCCGAAAUCAUUGGGUGAUCCAUGGAAGGGCGCCUAUUCUCGACACGGUUUUUGGUAUAAAUUUCAUUGGGGUGAUGAGAAAGAUUUCAAAAAGUUGGUUGCUUUUGGUGAAUCACAAAACGAAUUCCUUCUACAGUAUGAAGUGUUUUCAAUGUUUAUCGAGGAAUUGCAAGGGAAAGUGCUGGUAGCAAAAACGCUAUCCGGAGAUUUGAUGGGUGGGAUCACAAUGGGAUCGCAUAAAGAAUACACAGUGAUUGGAUGUCAUUUCGUUCUCGAGGAAUAUCGUCAUUCGGGGAUCGGUGAGAAGCUUCUUCGAGAGAUCCUUGAACACAUUCCACCGGGACACAAUGUCAUUUGCAAUGCAGUCAAUCCCCUUCACCAUUCAUUGGCUCGUUUCGGUUUCACACUUUCCCCGAGUUCUCCACAAAUUCACCGGUACAUAAUCGAGAAUCCAGAUGGCUUGAUGAAAUUGGAAGAUGUUUCCAAGAGCCAAAACUCUCUUCUGGCUACCGAUCUAAACGAGAGUCAAUGGGGUAAACUCUUCGAAUUCUACGCCACUCAAACGAAACAAGGAAUCAACGAAGAGUUUUUGCGCAGUUUUCUGACACAAACGACUACACAUUGUAUGAUUAUGGCGAUGUGUGCCUUGCGACGAGUUGCAGGCGGUCAAUCAAUCGGGAAUCUCGUUGUCGGUCCAUUCAUAUCGAUCGACGAGAAAUCCGCCGAACAAGCACUUCGACAGACACUCAACAAGUAUUAUAACCCCGAUGAUGACUACGAUUUCGAUCCAGAUCCUGAGGCUAUUUAUAGACGAAGCAUCAACUUCUUCGUGCCUCAAACUAAUCAAUCGAUGCCGAGAAUUUUGACGAAAUUCCGUGGAGAUGGAAAACUGAAGAUGAAUCGAUUAUGGUAUCAGACUGCCAGUUUCCAUCGUUCCAUCAAAGCCUUCUCUGCGAAUAUUUUCUCAGCGAGUGACUUAAAUUUCUUUAUCGUA
Molecule: messenger RNA, 1122 nt
Organism: Mesorhabditis belari
Lineage: Eukaryota; Metazoa; Nematoda; Chromadorea; Rhabditida; Rhabditidae
Source: the annotation of a GenBank genome assembly